CCUGAUCUAUUUCGUGAUUUUGAUUUUUCUGCCAAAAGAAAAUAAACAAUCUAACUAAAACACAGAAACCAUUUUUGAUAUUUUGAUAUUCAUCCUUCCAGAAGCUCUUCAUAUAACUUCAGACUUGUCUGCUGAGUCAAGAUGGCACGGUUGGUAAUCUGGGUGGCUGUUUUCGUCUUAUUUGCAUCCUGUGUUGGGACGCCACUGGAGAAUUUGAAGAGGCAUUGGCAAAAAUUAAAAAGCUGGAUUCAUCGUCCAAUCCAACUGAAUAUGGCUCCAAACUCUGUGGAUGACAUGUACGACAAAUGCGAAAAUGACAUGGAGAAAAAAAUAGCGGAGACAUUUUUACAAAAUGAGAUAAACAAAAGUAAGGACUUCAAACAGGCCUGGGAUAGUGCCGAGAAAUACUACAACAAGAAUUGGGCGAAUAACCCGCCGCUGAAGAAGGAACAAAUCAUGGCUCUUUACGCGUACACCCUGAACGUCCCACAGCUGUACAGCGAAUUCAACAAUGCAACCCGAAAACAAAAAUCUGUGUACAAAACCAAAUUCCCGUAUCACACUCUGCACUUCUACCUCACCAUGGCCCUGCGCGCCAUUAAACCCAAAGCAGGAAACUGUGUCACUGUUUUCCGGAGAACAAACGGCGAAUUCAGCAAAAAUGUUCUCAACAAAGAGAUUCGUCUUGGCGCUUUUUCCUCCAGUUCGAUGGGUAACUAUUCUUCCGAGAAAAUAUUUGGUAACCAGUCGUGCUUUGAGAUCUACACCUGUUUUGGAGCAGACAUCUCAGAGUACUCUAGCAUUAAAUCAGAAAAAGAAGUCCUGAUCCCUCCCUACGAAGUUUUUAAAGUAACAGAAAUAAAGAAAGCCGCUGACAACAACAAACUUCCUUGUGAGGUCGUCUACAAGCUGCAGAGCACAGACAAACCUCGUUCCAAUUUAAACUGUACUCUAGUCAAGAGAAAACGUCUGCGUGGUUUUAACUGAAACGUCCUAGAAAUAAAGGCGGUGGUGCUCAGAUCUGGACAUAAUUUGAGAUUUCUUUUUAAAGAAAAUCAGUUCUAUUUUAACAAAACGUAACUCAAAUUUCAUCUCGUUCACUCGAAUCCAAUCCUGAGUUUCACAUGGUGUGUUGAGGGCCGACCGAGUUAUGAUAACAAAUAUCCAACAGUGAAUGUGAACAUGCAUAAUCUUUACUGUGUAAAAUUUUAAAAGAGAAAAUUGUCUAAGUUUUGAAGCUGAAAUUAAGUGACAAGUAACAUUUAAUCGUUAAUUCACAUUUAUUGUGCACAUGAGUUUUAACUGCAACCAUUAGCUUUCCUUUUUUUUACGUUUUCUUUCCCAUAAAAAGUAAUCCCAAACCAGUUCUACUCUGCUCUUUUUUUUCUGAUCCAAUCGCCAGCUUGUUAGAGCAGAUGGCUUCUCAAACUGAGCUUUGUGAUGAUGUCUGUAUGCGGAUUCAGAUAUCUUUUUGACAAGCUACAGUAAGUGUUUAAAAUAUUUUAUUGCUCAUGUGAGUAAGGAAACUGUAAAAUAAUUCAGAAAACAGAAAAAAAAACAAUGCUUUUAUUACAUUGUGGCAUUUUGUAACCCAUUAAUCUGCAUACAAUGUUUAAAGUGAGUCAUUCCUUCUUACUGUCGCCACAUGCUUGAUCAAGAUGUUCAUUUGCUGCAAAGUCAAGAACUCAUAAUAAUUAGCUGGGCUGCUUUAGAUUGUAAUAUUUUUAUGUGACUUCAGUGAAACGAUUAUCUUUAUUUAAAUUUAUUAAAAUGUAUCAAAAUUUGAAUUGUGAACUGCGUAUGCAUGUGAAGCUGGAUUUGAAUCUGUAUGAUUGGACUGUUUUAGAUUGAUAAGAUGUUGAUUUGAACCAGAAUAUAUUCUGUGUGAUUGGACAUGAAUUUGACCCUUUUGUCUUAUGUGAGACGAUGUCUGUUGUGAAUUAUUGCUAUUUAAAAUAACUUUAAAAACUUUAGAUUUUAAAAGUGUCUUUAAAAUAGUUAAAUGUUUGAUGGUUGUGAUCAUUUAUUUUGUUCAUCUGCUAUAUUUCCUGAUUGAUUUUUUCUGUUUUAAUAAACAUUAUAUUGGAA
Molecule: messenger RNA, 2088 nt
Organism: Xiphophorus hellerii (green swordtail)
Lineage: Eukaryota; Metazoa; Chordata; Actinopteri; Cyprinodontiformes; Poeciliidae
Product: erythroblast NAD(P)(+)--arginine ADP-ribosyltransferase-like
Exons: 3
Coding region: 142-987 (281 amino acids)
Molecular function (GO): NAD+-protein-arginine ADP-ribosyltransferase activity; NAD+ poly-ADP-ribosyltransferase activity
Source: RefSeq, a predicted model, not a curated record